Molecule: messenger RNA, 945 nt
Organism: Penicillium alfredii
Lineage: Eukaryota; Fungi; Ascomycota; Eurotiomycetes; Eurotiales; Aspergillaceae
Product: putative mitochondrial folate carrier protein Flx1
Exons: 3
Coding region: 1-945 (314 amino acids)
Biological process (GO): folate import into mitochondrion; nucleotide transport
Cellular component (GO): mitochondrion
Molecular function (GO): folic acid transmembrane transporter activity; FAD transmembrane transporter activity
Source: RefSeq, a predicted model, not a curated record
AUGACUGGUCAGGAUGGCUUUUCGUCAUCUUUUGUGGAGACCGUAGCGGGAUUAACGGCAGGGAUCGUGUCAACUCUCUCCCUGCACCCGCUGGACCUGCUGAAGACUCGGCUACAAGUUGAUCGAGGGUCAUCCCAGCUCGGUGGUUCGAUUCGUAUCAUCCGCGAGAUCUCCCAACAUGAGGGCGGUCUCGCCGCCUUUUAUCGAGGCCUGACUCCAAAUAUUAUUGGGAAUUCGACCAGCUGGGGUCUCUAUUUCUUGGGAUACAGUAGCCUGAAGGAUGCGAUUCGAAUGCAUCGCCGGCAACAGGGGCAGAUGCUCACGUCGUCCGACUACUUCCUCGCCUCGGGGAUUGCAGUGAGAUGGGUUGUCACAGGAAUUUUUACAGCUAUCCUCACGAACCCCAUUUGGGUGAUCAAGACUCGCAUGCUCUCGACCGGCUCUCGCAGCCCAGGAGCGUAUUCUUCGUUUACUUCCGGAGCAAGGCAAAUCUACGUGGCGGAAGGGCUUUCUGGUUUCUACCGAGGCCUCCUACCUGCGCUUUUUGGUGUCAGCCAUGGUGCCCUUCAAUUUAUGGCAUAUGAGCAGAUGAAGGCCUUUCGAUCACGAUCGACGAAAUCCGAUGGUGGAGGUACCAAUAUCAGCACGGAACGCAUGCUAGGAAACUCUGACUUCCUUGCACUCUCCAGUUUGUCCAAGAUUUUUGCAGGUUGUGCCACGUACCCUUAUCAGGUGAUUAGGUCGCGUUUGCAGACUUAUGAGGCCCAUCGGAUAUAUCGCGGUGCUUUCGAUGCCAUCAGUCAGAUCUGGUCUCGAGAAGGCCUUGCAGGUUUCUACAAGGGACUGGGUCCGAAUCUGUUAAGGGUGCUCCCAGGUACCUGGGUGACUUUUCUAGUAUAUGAGAACAUGAGGAUCUACUUACCUAGGUUAGUGGCAGGGGCGUAG